AUUUAUUUCAACGCAUUUUUUUCCACUUCAAAACCAAAACUUGUUCUCCACGUUCUCUCUCUCUUCCUCUUUCUCUCUCUUUAUAUAUAACACAUCUUUGCCUUCAAGAAACUCACUUCUUCUCAUAAUCUCAUAACCAACCCAAACACAAACUUAACACUUCAAAAACUCUCCAAUGGCUCCCCUUUACACUACACAAAUUGUUCUAUUACUGAUUAUCUUUGCUUCUCUUUGUUCAUCUCUAGAAGGAAGAAAACUUCUUAUUGGUUCAGAAAAACAAAACAACAAGAAAGUUAACACCCCAUCUUCAACAGACAGUUUGUUUCUCGCUUCACUUCCUAAGGGUACUGUCCCUUAUUCAGCACCAAGCAAGAGAGGGAACUCUGUUGAAGUUGAUGAGAAGCUCGUUGCACGUCACCUCAUUAGUAUUGAACAUGAAGUAAGGAUUCUUCUGCGAUCUGUUCCUAGUCCUGGUGCUGGCCAUUGAUUUUUUUUGGUUCAUUUAUAUACGAUGACAACACAUUGUUUCAUUUGUUCAGUUUUUUUAGUUUUCUAUUUUUUUAAGAUUAUUUUUAUAUAUAGGGAUAGAUGAAUUGUAUAAAAGAGAGUUUAAUGUUAGCUUAGCAUAUAUGUCUUUGUAUUAUUGGUUUUGAAGGAUAAAUUAAAUUAUAUUUAGGAAUGAAUGAUAUGUUUGUUUUUUACUUGACCAACUAUUGUUUUGUUGUUUCUGUAUAAUGUUACCAAAAUGACUUAAUUUAAAAUCAAACAUCUUUUUAGAUUGUUGGUUUGAAACUUCAGAGGCACCAUCGAUUACGAGGUGAUCUGAUUUAAGAUUAAACUAUGUAAGAGAUAAGAAAUGAUCCAAAUAUUAUUUGUGAGAGCAUUUCUUUUACUCUCUUGUGAUUAAAUGUAGUUUCAAAAUAUUCAAUUUAUUAUUCAACAAGAUAUUGACUAACCCAAAAAUAUUUAAAGGGCAUUUGCACCAAUCAUAAAAAGUACAACCUGUAAAUUCUUCCUAUC
Messenger RNA from Vicia villosa (hairy vetch), 1020 nucleotides. RefSeq names its product precursor of CEP14-like. The transcript has a single exon. The coding region runs from base 176 to 487 and encodes 103 amino acids. NCBI's taxonomy places the organism in Eukaryota, Viridiplantae, Streptophyta, Magnoliopsida, Fabales, Fabaceae. The record is from RefSeq and is a predicted model, not a curated record. Gene Ontology annotation, biological process: cellular response to nitrogen starvation; response to osmotic stress.